Messenger RNA from Octodon degus (degu), 2873 nucleotides. RefSeq names its product CWF19 like 2, cell cycle control (S. pombe) (gene Cwf19l2). NCBI's taxonomy places the organism in Eukaryota, Metazoa, Chordata, Mammalia, Rodentia, Octodontidae. Gene Ontology annotation, cellular component: post-mRNA release spliceosomal complex. The transcript is spliced from 18 exons. The coding region runs from base 82 to 2739 and encodes 885 amino acids. The record is from RefSeq and is a predicted model, not a curated record. Gene Ontology annotation, biological process: mRNA splicing, via spliceosome.
GUUUGUGCGUUGAAUUACGACAGUCGAAAGUCGUACAGUGGGAUUGCCUGACGGCUUCGUAGCUUUACGACAGCAACAACUAUGGCGGCUUCCAGUGGCAGAUUUGAAAGUGAGAAGAGUAUCGAAGAGCGUAAGGAGCAGACCCGACUUGCCAGGGCGGAGGUGUUGCGUCAGGCAAAAGCCAAUUUUGAAAAAGAAGAAAGGCGGAAAGAACUUAAACGACUUCGAGGUGAGGAUACAUGGAUGCUACCUAAUGUCAGUGAACGAAUUGAGGAGUUUUCAAAGGAACAUUCUCUGAAGAAAAAGAAGAAAAAAGAUAAGCAUUCAAAAAAAGUAAAGAAAGAAAAGAAAAAAAAGAGCAAGAAACAGAAAUAUGAAAAAAGUGAAUCAACUGAUAGUUCAUCAAGCUCUGAGGAUGAGUGGGUUGAGGCUGUUCCAUCCCAAACUCCUGGCAGAGAAAAGGCCUGGAAAGUGAAAGAUGAAGAGUUUGAGAAAGAAGAUGACAGCCAGGUUAUUCAGAGGGAUGCAUGGAUGACUGUAGAUUUUAUGUCUGUUAAGACUGUGUCGUCCUCAUCACUCAAAGCUGAAAAGGAAAUGACAAGGAAAAUAGAGCGAGAGAAGAACCAAGCACAUGAGCAGUCUAAACUGCUUGAAAGAGAAUUGAAUCCAUAUUGGAAGGAUGGUGGGACAGGUCUCCCAUCAGAAGACUGUAGUGUAUCAUCACUUACUAAAGCCUCAGGAGUAGAGGAUGGUGGAUUAAGCUGGCUUAGAAAGUCUUACCAAAGAAUGAAAGAACAAGCUGAAAAACAAAACAGAAAAUUUGAGGACAUUGUAGCUGAAAGAUACGGGUCAAUGGAAAUAUUCCAGUUGAAAUUAGAAGAAGCUGAAAAAACUGCAUGCAAAAAUGAAGAUUCUACACAAGAGCGGUGGAGAAAACCAACAUAUUCAGAUAAAGUACAAAAGAGUCAAGAAAGUAGGAAAUUAGACUUAGUAAAAUAUAAUAAAAUUUCAAGAGACAAGUAUGAUACAACAACGAUUACAAACAGCAGCAGUAAAGAUAAAUGUAGUGAUAAUGAGAAAGAUAAGAGAUACACCUCUUCAGAAUCACAUAGAAGAGAAUUCAAUCCAAGGCAAAAUCAAGAGUUUGCGUCUUCGGGAAAUUUGAGACCUAAAUUCUUAAGACCUUCUGAUGCUGAUGAACUGUCAUCUCGUUUCAAGGCUAGAGAUUUUGAACCAUCUAGUUCUUCAUCAUUAGCAGUAGCUCAGGGUUCUUUGCACUGUGGCUCCCAAAAGCCCAUGGAAAAUGAUGAAGAAAGGUUAAUGCGUUGGAGACGAUCUGGGGGAGGGGACCAGAAACAUUCAAGUAAGAAGCCAUUGGAAACAAGUAGCGGCGUUGACUCUGGACACAUUUCAGGAGACAUGGGAGAAAAAUUGCCAGCCAAGAGAGUGCGAGAACACUUGGAGGACGCAGAGUCUACAUUUGCUGGUGUAGAGGAUGAGUCCAUCCAUGUCCUGAGUGUUGAUGAGAAGAACAAAUUGGGGGCCAAGAUUAUUAAGGCAGAGAUGAUGGGGAACAUGGAACUGGCUCAACAACUUAAAGCCCAACUUGAAAAGGCUAAUAAAUUAAAAGAAACUGUAGCACAAAUCUCAUCAAAAAGAACAGGAGCAGAGGAGAGUGCAGACCCGCGAGACGUGAUCCUUGUCAGGACAGAUGAGUCUGGAAGAGCGUGGCCACUGAGCACUCCAGGGGCUCUGGAGUCACAAGCGGGGAGUAGGAGGAGACACAGGGUUGCUACUCAUGAAGAAAAAGAAAGAGUCAGAUACUUUCCUGAUGAUGAUCAUCUAAGUCUGAAUGAUUUAGUCAAAAAUGAAAAGAUGGGAACAGCAGAAAGUCAAAACAAACUUUUUAUGAGAAUGGCAUCUAAGUUCAUGGGAAAAGCAGAUGGAGACUAUUACACUCUAGAUGACAUGUUUGUAUCCAAAGCAGCUGAGCGAGGACGUCUUGGCGAGGAGGAAGAGAGCCAGAGGAAGCAGGCUAUAGCUGAGCACCAGCGUCUUGCUGCACAAAUGGAAAAAUGUCUCUAUUGUUUUGACAGCUCUCAAUUUCCCAAGCACCUUAUUGUUGCAAUAGGUGUUAAGGUUUAUUUAUGUUUACCCAACUUCCGAUCUCUUUCUGAAGGGCACUGCCUCAUAGUCCCUUUGCAGCACCAUCGAGCUGCUACCUUAUUGGAUGAAGACAUCUGGGAGGAAAUUCAGAUGUUUAGGAAAUCAUUAGUAAAGAUGUUUGAAGACAAAGGAUUGGAUUGCAUCUUUUUAGAAACUAAUAUGAGCAUGAAGAAACAGUAUCACAUGGUUUAUGAAUGCAUUCCUCUCCCAAAGGAAGUGGGUGACAUGGCUCCUGUCUAUUUUAAGAAAGCGAUAAUGGAAUCUGAUGAAGAGUGGUCCAUGAACAAGAAAUUAAUUGAUCUUUCUUCAAAGGACAUCAGAAAGUCUGUUCCCAGGGGCUUGCCUUACUUUUCAGUGGACUUCGGCCUCCAAGGAGGAUUUGCCCAUGUCAUUGAAGAUCAACAUAAAUUCCCUCAUUACUUUGGAAAGGAAAUCAUUGGCGGGAUGUUGGAUCUAGAGCCAAGACUUUGGCGGAAGGGCGUCCGUGAAAGCUUUGAGGAUCAGAGGAAGAAAGCACUGCAGUUUGCUCAGUGGUGGAAACCAUAUGACUUCACCAAAAGCAAGAAGUAUUGACAUGCACCUCUCAUUUUAAAUUUCCUCUUCAGAUACUCUUUUAAUCUCCCCUGCGUCUCACUAAACAGUUGAGCCUCAGCUCAUAGGGAAAAAGUAACAGCGGCAGGCUCCUCUGGGUCUCUGAACCCUGUGCA